AUGCACCGUGUAAAGAGAGUUGGGGUGCCAGAAUGCCAAACACCAAUCAGCUAUCAAGAUAUUUUACAACCUUUACCAUUUGAAAAAUGGUCUCUUAUUAAAAAAAAAGCAGAGCAUAACUGGCCAUAUUUUGCAUAUUAUUAUUACUGGAUUGAAAAUGCUAUUGUAUGGAAGAAAAGGAAUCCAAAUAUAUCUAUUCAAAUUUAUUGCCCAUAUGGAGAUGAUGAACAAGAAACUUUCCUUGGGAUAAGCAAUUUUUCAGUAUAUAAUGUACUAAUAUUUACACUGCAUCCAAACAGUGAUAUCAUAAAUAAAGUGUUAACAGAAACCAAAGUCAUAGAUUAUAAUCAACAAGUAAACUUUGUUACAGUUCAUGAAUGUUUUAUAUCUAGUGUACUUACUGCACUAGAGAAUCUGAAACAUUUGAGAAAUGUAGAAACAAAUCUAGUGCUGUCAUUUAACUAUUAUUUUAAGCCUGCUGAAGAGUGUAUAAAAACAAAGACUUGGAUACCAAAUGAAUGUUAUAUAAAACCUCUGGAUAAAUCAAACAUUCCAUUAAUACAUUCUGUAUGGCCACACAGAGAUGUGGAAAACCCAGAGUUAUCCCUAAAAUACUUAAGUACGCUGGUAGAAUUCAAUGGUGGAAUAGGACUAUAUUUAAAAGAAGAUGAUUCUUUAGUUUCUUGGUGCAUGCAAAAUGAUUGGCAUGGAUUAGCAAUAGUACAAACUGUAGAGGAACAUAGAGGAAAAGGUUAUGCAAAAAUAGUAGUAAAUAUGCUUUCAAAGAAGUUUGCAGAACAAGGGAUUUCUACAGUACUAUUUAUUGUUAAAGGAAACACAACAUCUGAAAAUAUGUUUAAAAAACUUGGCUGGAAAGUAGUUGCACCAUUUGUUUUUAUAAUGCUUAAAAGACAAGUAGCAAAUCCCGACAGUGACAUUCAAAAUUGAUUAUUCAAUAAUUCACCAAAAUAAUAAAAAUGUUGUAAUGAAAGAUUAUAAAUAUUUUCUAUAAAUAAAUUUAUUGCAGUCAAAAAUAAA
Molecule: messenger RNA, 1038 nt
Organism: Bombus terrestris (buff-tailed bumblebee)
Lineage: Eukaryota; Metazoa; Arthropoda; Insecta; Hymenoptera; Apidae
Exons: 6
Coding region: 1-948 (315 amino acids)
Molecular function (GO): acyltransferase activity, transferring groups other than amino-acyl groups
Source: RefSeq, a predicted model, not a curated record